AUGAUUCCAGCUGAGGAAGAUAACAAGAUUAAUACUAAGAGCAAUGAGUCUUUACCUAAACCAUUGCCCAAUUCGGCUUUGCUAGUGAUAGACAUGCAGUAUGAUUUUUUACCACCUAAUGGUUCUUUGGCGGUUAAAUUUGGAGAUAAGAUUUUGAAACCAUUGAAACAAUAUAUAGACGAAAAUAUUAACAAUUUUGAAAUAAUUAUAUUUACACAGGAUUAUCAUCCUAUUGAUCAUAUUUCCUUUGCUUGCAAUCAUCCAAACAAAAAAGAUUUUGAUCCUAUUACUUACAAGUUUCCUGAUACUGAAACGUCUCUUGCCAGCAAUAACAAUAUGGCUACUAGCAAUAGCAUACCAAAAGAAGCCAAGAUUAGUAGUUUAAAUAUGCAAUCAAAGACGCCAUUGAAGGAUACAAAAUCUUUCAACAGUUUGUUAUGGCCCAAACACUGUGUGCAAAACACGAAAGGGUGUGAAAUUCAUUCAAUAUUUACUGAUUAUUUUAACACACUUGAUAAUAAAUAUAAUAGAAUAAAAGUAGUUAAAAAGGGAUAUUUACCAGAUCGGGAAUACUAUUCUUGUUUUAAUGAUAUAUGGAAUGAUCAUAAAACCGAAGUAAGCGAAUACUUACAAGCAGAUGGUGAUAAGAAAAUAAAAAAUGUAUAUAUUGUUGGAUUGGCUUUAGAUUAUUGUGUUUAUAACAGUGCAUUAAGCAGUAGCCAAUUGGGUUACAACACGUUUAUAAUUAAAGCUUUGACCAAGGGCAUUGAUCCUAAUUGGGAAUUGCCUAAAUGUGAUGGUAUAACAAUGAUAUGA
Molecule: messenger RNA, 816 nt
Organism: Saccharomycodes ludwigii
Lineage: Eukaryota; Fungi; Ascomycota; Saccharomycetes; Saccharomycodales; Saccharomycodaceae
Gene: PNC1
Product: nicotinamidase
Exons: 1
Coding region: 1-816 (271 amino acids)
Source: RefSeq, a predicted model, not a curated record